This is a messenger RNA of Aegilops tauschii subsp. strangulata, 1428 nucleotides long. The record is from RefSeq and is a predicted model, not a curated record. Lineage: Eukaryota; Viridiplantae; Streptophyta; Magnoliopsida; Poales; Poaceae.
AUGGGGAAACCGAGGCGAGAAGUUAUGUUUGACACGAUUGACAUAAGCAACAUUGCAUGCCGGGACAGGGCUGGAGAGCGCGGCGCUGAUAUCGCAGACACCAUGAAACUGUUUGCUGAUAUGCAAAGGCGGAGGCCGGGAUUCCACCAGGUGGAAGAGACAGAGAACAAUGUAGUGCGCAGCCUGUUCUGGACAAACUCCUUGUGUAAGAUGAAUAAUGAUCUAUAUGGAGAUUUCGUGUCUUUUGACACGACAUUCUCUACAAAUAUAUAUGGCUUGCCAUUUGCACCAAUUAUAGGUGUCGACAACCACGGGUCGACCGUCCUGUUUGGAGUAGGCCUUUUGAAGGAUGAGAAAAUAGGGUCAUUCAAGUGGCUCCUAAGCACGUUUGUCGAGGUAAUGGGAGGUAAAGAGCCGAAAUACAUAAUAACAGACCAGGACCAGGCGAUGAAGACUGCAAUAAAGGAAGCUCUUCCGAGGACGAGGCACAGGUUCUGCUGGUGGCAUAUUAGGAAGAACCUGAAGGAAAAUAAUGCAGCAGUGUUUGCGCAACACCCAGGGAUGUCUGAUGAUAUAUUUCGAAUCGUCAAAAACUCACUAGAUCAAGACGAGUUUGAGCGUGCCUGGAAAGCAGCAAUUUCUCUGCACAAGGCGGAAGGCAACAAACACCUGAACACGCUAUGGGAACUCCAAAAGUUUUGGCUGCCGGCCUACUUCAAGGACUGUUUCUAUCCUUUCUCGUCAACAACCACUCGCAAUGAGAGCACGAAUUCGAUGUGGAAGAAUUACGUCGACCACAAGGACACUAUAAAAAGGUUUGUUAAUGCGUAUCACACGAUUCAGCAAAAUUGCCUCGCCACGCUUGACAAGAAAAGACACCGAACAGAAGAGAAGGCGCCAUCACUAGAGACGGGUUUUUCGAUUGAAAGACAAGCAAGUCAAGUAUACACGAAUGAAAUUUUCAGGAAAUUCCAGCUGGAGCUACGGAACCGGACUUACUUCAAGUGCUCUGACCUGGCAAAGGGGAGGCAAUAUUUUUUUAAAAAGAUUACUGAGCCUGGAGAAAAAGUGUGGAAACCAUAUCUGGGCGAGGAAUUUGACAGGUCUGAGUUCAGGGUAGAUGUGGAUGAGCAAAAAGAAAUAUACAGUUGCAGCUUCAAGAAAAUGAGUAGGGAUGGCAUUCAGUGCUGCCAUGUGCUUAAGGUGAUGGACCAAACAUGCAUGAUCGAUCAACUUCCAAAAUCCUUUGUCAUCCCCAGAUGGACCAGGAAUCUAUCAGAGAGUCUGAAAGUUCUGUCUACAAGUCAAGGUGAUAGCAUGACUGCACAAUACUAUGAAACUAUGAGAUUCGGCCUCGCUUACGCUGAGUUUGUUGGAUAUCUGUUCAAAUGCUUGCAGAAAAGAGAAGGCAUACCAUGUGCUGCGUGA